GUCAGUCACUCUCUCCGCCGUCCGCAGACUGGCGCUGCGUUGCUGACCCAACGCAGGAAGACGAAGUGCAAACCCUCAUGUCCGACGCGAUGAGCAAGAACUUCAUCGACUACGAGCAGUACCCGCAAUCGGCGCACAUCCAGAACCGUUGUGUGAACAUGAUCGCGGGCCUGUUCCACGCCCCGACCACCGGCCAGGAGGGCGCGGAGGAGGACGCGAUCGGAACCUCGACGGUCGGGUCGUCGGAGGCGAUCAUGCUGGCCAUGCUGGCGAUGAAGAAGCGCUGGCAGAACCAGCGCAAGGCGGCGGGCAAGGACUGGUCGCGACCGAACAUCAUCAUGAACAGCGCGGUGCAGGUCUGCUGGGAGAAGGCCGCGCGGUACUUCGAGGUGGAGGAGAAGUACGUCUACUGCACCGAAACGCGGUACGUCAUCGACCCGGCCACCGCGGUCGACCUGGUCGACGAGAACACGGUCGGCAUCUGCGCCAUCCUGGGCACCACCUACACGGGCCAGUACGAGGACGUCAAGGCGAUCAAUGAUCUGCUGGUGGCCAAAAAUAUCGACUGCCCGAUCCAUGUGGACGCCGCCAGUGGCGGGUUUGUCGUGCCGUUUGUGAAACCGGAGCUGGAAUGGGACUUUCGAUUGGAGAAGGUCGUCUCGAUCAAUGUCUCAGGCCAUAAAUAUGGAUUGGUCUAUCCCGGUGUCGGGUGGGUCUUCUGGCGUGCCCCGGAGUAUCUGCCCAAAGAGUUGAUCUUCAACAUCAACUAUCUCGGCGCCGAUCAAGCCAGCUUUACCUUGAACUUCUCGAAAGGCGCCUCGCACGUCAUUGGUCAAUACUAUCAGUUGAUCCGGCUGGGGAAGCACGGUUAUCGCUCAAUCAUGACCAACCUGACUCAAAUCGCCGACUACCUGGCCUCGGAACUGGGCAAACUGGGCUUCAUCAUCAUGAGCGAAGGCAACGGUCGCGGUCUCCCGCUGGUCGCAUACCGAUUCCCCGAGGAGGAGGGCCGUCUCUACGACGAGUUUUCCCUGGCCCAUGUGCUGCGUCGUCGCGGGUGGGUGAUCCCCGCCUACACCAUGGCCCCCAACUGCAACGCGCUGAAGAUGAUGCGGAUUGUCCUGCGGGAGGACUUCAGCAUCCAUCGCUGCAACCUGCUGGUGGAGGACAUUCGCCAGGCGCUGACGUCGCUCGAGGAGAUGGACGAGACGAUGAUCAAGCGAUACAGCACCUACGUCCAGACGCACGCGACUCGCGGGCCCCAGGGCCACCCGGUCUACAAGCACGAAAAACAUUCGCUCCAGGGUAAGACCGGGAAAACGCACGCGGUUUGCUGAGUGGAUUGUUUUUCGGGCUUUGUUGCGCCAAUUAAGUUUGGCGACCGGUGACAAGUCAGAGAGAUGGAUACUACCAGGUACCUAGUAGCCUAGUAACUAUACAUAGCGCACAAAGGACUUCGUAUUGCUU
Molecule: messenger RNA, 1467 nt
Organism: Aspergillus japonicus CBS 114.51
Lineage: Eukaryota; Fungi; Ascomycota; Eurotiomycetes; Eurotiales; Aspergillaceae
Product: glutamate decarboxylase
Exons: 2
Coding region: 78-1337 (419 amino acids)
Biological process (GO): L-glutamate catabolic process
Cellular component (GO): cytosol
Molecular function (GO): pyridoxal phosphate binding; glutamate decarboxylase activity
Source: RefSeq, a predicted model, not a curated record